GCUGAGCAGGUUCCCAGGUUUCUGCCGUCGUUGUUGGCCACGGCGUGGGAAGCAGCUCUGGGGGAGCUCGGAGCUCCCAAUCACAGUUUCUUGGGGGUAGCUACAGCUGAGUGGGCAGAACGGGGCCGGGUCCCCUAGUGGAGACCCCAGUGGGAUAGACAGGUGCGUCGGUGCCUGAGGACUCUGUGACUUCCUGCCUUCUGGGUCGGUGCCCUAUCCAGCUCUAGAGCCGGCUCCCAGGGAGAACUCGGUGGAACUUCAGAAACACUGGGCAGCUCUGCCUUUCGACCAAUGCCCCUGUCCCUGGGAGCCGAGAUGUGGGGGCCUGAGGCCUGGCUGCUGCUGCUGCUCCUGGCAUCAUUUACAGGGAGGUGCCUGGCGGGCGAGCUGGAGACCUCGGACCUGGUGACCGUGGUGCUGGGCCAGGACGCAAAGCUGCCCUGCUUCUACCGAGGGGACCCCGACGAGCAGGUGGGGCAGGUGGCGUGGGCUCGGGUGGAUGCGGGCGAGGGCGCCCGGGAGCUGGCGCUACUGCACUCCAAGUACGGGCUGCACGUGAGCUCGGCCUACGAGGGCCGCGUGGAACAGCCGCCACCCCCACGGAACCCCCUGGACGGCUCCGUGCUCCUUCGCAACGCUGUGCAGGCCGAUGAGGGCGAGUACGAGUGCCGCGUCAGCACCUUCCCUGCUGGCAGCUUCCAGGCUCGGCUGCGGCUCCGCGUGCUGGUGCCUCCCCUGCCCUCACUGAAUCCUGGUCCAGCACUAGAAGAGGGCCAGGGCCUGACACUGGCAGCCUCCUGCACAGCAGAAGGCAGCCCGGCCCCCAACGUGACCUGGGACACAGAGGUCAAGGGCACAACAUCCAGCCGCUCCUUUACACAUUCCCGCUCAGCUGCUGUCACUUCAGAGUUCCAUCUGGUACCAAGCCGCAGCAUGAAUGGGCAGCCACUUACCUGCGUGGUGUCUCACCCUGGCCUGCUCCAGGACCAAAGGAUCACCCACAUCCUCCAAGUGGCCUUCCUGGCUGAGGCCUCUGUGAGGGGCCUUGAGGACCAAAAGCUGUGGCAGGUUGGCAGGGAAGGAGCUAUGCUCAAGUGCCUGAGUGAAGGGCAGCCUCCACCCUCAUACAACUGGACACGGCUGGACGGGCCUCUGCCCAGUGGGGUACGAGUGGAAGGGGACACUCUGGGCUUUCCCCCACUGACGCCUGAGCACAGUGGCGUCUACGUCUGCCACGUCAGCAAUGAGCUCUCUUCAAGGGAUUCUCAGGUCACUGUGAAUGUUCUUGCAGACCCUCAGGAUGCCCCAGGGAAGCAGGUGGACCUGGUGUCAGCCUCCGUGGUGGUGGUGGGAGUGAUUGCUGCGCUCCUGUUCUGCCUUCUGGUAGUGGUGGUGGUGCUCAUGUCCCGAUACCAUCGGCGCAAGGCCCAGCAGAUGACCCAGAAAUACGAGGAGGAGCUGACCUUGACCAGGGAGAACUCCAUCAGGAGGCUGCAUUCUCAUCACGCGGACCCCAGGAAUCAGCCGGAGGAGAGUGUAGGGCUGAGAGCCGAGGGCCACCCUGAUAGUCUCAAGGACAACAGUAGCUGCUCUGUGAUGAGUGAAGAGCCAGAGGGCCGCAGUUACUCCACGCUGACCACAGUGAGGGAGAUUGAAACACAGACUGAACUGCUGUCUCCAGGCUCUGGGCGGGCAGAGGAGGAGGAAGAUCGGGAUGAAGGCAUCAAACAGGCCAUGAACCAUUUUGUUCAGGAGAAUGGGACCCUGCGGGCCAAGCCCACGGGCAAUGGCAUCUACAUCAACGGGCGGGGGCACCUGGUCUGACCCAGGCCUGCCUCCUUCCCCUGAGCCUGACUCCUUCUGCUGAUAUGGGGGAUUUCAGCUCACCUUGGGGGCCUCCCUAAACACCCCAUUUCUUGGGGAAGAUGCUCCCUACCCCACCGACUGCUCAACCUUUUCCUCCAACCCUUCUGUUCGAUGACGGGAGGGCUCCACUGGUUGAGUCCCUCCCACCGUGUGUCCAGGUCACUGUGUGUACAUUUGUGAGUGUUCACUGAAAAGUGUGUGCGUGGAGGGCUGACUGUGCCCGUGGUGUGCAUCAUGUUGUCGUGUAAGAGUCCAAGUAAACCUUGGUGUGUGAGCCACAGGAUUCCAGAGGCUGCGUGGGAAACGCUGUGGGGUUUGGUUUGUGUGUUGUGUGGCUGCGUGACCUUUACCUGUAAACGCAGGUGUUUUCCUCAGACCCCAGAGCAGUAUUAAUGAUGCAGAGGUUGGAGGCGAGAGGUAGAGACUGGGGGCCAGAUCCAGGUGUGCGGGCAUAGCUGGAGCUGGAGUCUGGCCUCCUGAGUGGGGGAGCUGGGCUCCUACCACUUGGGAGCUGUUGGGGCAAGCAUGAAGCAGGCCCCUUAGGGGUCGGCUAGAGGCUUGAACUGUUACAGAAGAAGCCCUCUGCCCUCUGGUGGCCUCUGGGCCUGCUGCAUGUAUAUAUUUUCUGUAAAUAAACCUUCCCAGGGGAGCUUCUUUAAGGAAUACUGCUCCAAACUCUUUAAUAAGAGAAAAGACUUUUUAACAAACUUUUGGUUUAUCUGGAUGUCUGUUGUUACCAGGAUUGCUUAAAAUGAGACUAGACUAUACAGGAAUUCAGCAAAGCUAGAUCUUGCUCCACCCCACUCCAGGGAGUGAAUUCUUGUGUUUCUGAAAGGUGCUCCUUCGAAGGCAUCUUAAUCUAGGCAGCCUCUUGGGAGGGAUCCUGAGGCUGGUGGAGUCUGAAUUAGAGGCCCGAGCCCUGGGUUAGUGGCUACUGGAGGACAGGGUCGGGUCCUUGGCCCUCAUGGCUCUUUAGCUCUUCCCCUAGCCUCAUCUCUUUUCUUACUUGUAUCCACAGUUGUUUGUGGUCCCUUGGGGGGUUGCUGGGACUUGGUGACAAGGGCUCCUGGUUCAGUUGUUGGGGAGGGGAGAGAGGGUGGUGAUUAUAGAUCAAGGGAGGGUGGGAGUUGGGGCAAGGUGAAAGAGCUGUGGGGGGCAAGAAUGUCUCCUUUCCCCCAGGGGGCUCGGGGUCACUAACUCGGGCUCUUCUGGCAGUUUCUCUGGGUGGGGACUGGGGUUGGAUAAGGUCCAUUUUUGCCAGGCCACCCAAAUGCACUCAGCCUGAAUAUCUAGAUUUAGCCCCCAAACCCUGUGUGGCCUGAAAUCUGCUGGAUUUCUGGACCAAAGGAGAGACUCCCAUCUCCCACUCCCCAGCCAGCCCAGGACUUUGGAUGUGGUACCCGAAGAUCUGGGAUCCCAGUAUGUACAUUUUGUGUAAAUAUGUGCAUAUUUGUACAUAAAAUAUUCUGUUUUUAAAUAAACAGAUAAAACCUG
This is a messenger RNA of Equus quagga, 3360 nucleotides long. RefSeq names its product nectin cell adhesion molecule 4 (gene NECTIN4). The record is from RefSeq and is a predicted model, not a curated record. The transcript is spliced from 9 exons. Gene Ontology annotation, biological process: heterophilic cell-cell adhesion; symbiont entry into host cell; homophilic cell-cell adhesion. NCBI's taxonomy places the organism in Eukaryota, Metazoa, Chordata, Mammalia, Perissodactyla, Equidae. The coding region runs from base 292 to 1824 and encodes 510 amino acids. Gene Ontology annotation, cellular component: adherens junction.